Schistosoma margrebowiei is the source of this 636-nucleotide messenger RNA. Lineage: Eukaryota; Metazoa; Platyhelminthes; Trematoda; Strigeidida; Schistosomatidae. The record is from the annotation of a GenBank genome assembly.
AUGACUGGUGAUCACAUCAAGGUUGUCUAUUUUAACGGACGCGGACGAGCUGAAUCGAUCCGGAUGACACUUGUGGCAGCUGGUGUGAACUACGAAGAUGAGAGAAUUAGUUUCCAAGAUUGGCCGAAAAUCAAACCAACUAUUCCGGGUGGACGAUUGCCUGCAGUGAAAAUCACCGAUAGUCAUGGGCACGUGAAAUGGAUGGUAGAGAGUUUGGCUAUUGCACGGUAUAUGGCGAAGAAGCAUCAUAUGAUGGGAGGAACAGAGGAAGAGUAUUAUAAUGUUGAGAAAUUGAUUGGUCAGGCUGAAGAUCUAGAACAUGAAUAUUACAAAACUUUGAUGAAGCCAGAAGAAGAGAAACAGAAGAUAACCAAAGAGAUACUGAACGGCAAAGUGCCAGUUCUUCUCGAUAUUAUCUGCGAAUCUCUGAAAGCGUCCACAGGCAAGCUGGCUGUUGGGGAUAAAGUUACUCUAGCCGACUUAGUUCUGAUUGCUGUCAUUGACCAUGUGACUGAUCUGGAUAAAGAAUUUCUAACUGGCAAGUAUCCGGAGAUACAUAAACAUAGGGAAAAUCUAUUAGCCAGUUCACCGAGAUUGGCGAAAUAUUUGUCAGACAGAGCUGCAACUCCCUUCUAA